Eutrema salsugineum is the source of this 1159-nucleotide messenger RNA. RefSeq names its product BURP domain protein USPL1. The transcript is spliced from 2 exons. Lineage: Eukaryota; Viridiplantae; Streptophyta; Magnoliopsida; Brassicales; Brassicaceae. The record is from RefSeq and is a predicted model, not a curated record. Bases 123 to 974 code for a protein of 283 amino acids.
ACUUCAUUGAGAUCUAAGAUCACUUGAAUACUUUAAAAAAAUUGCUCAUCCUUUAAAAAUAAAAAGUCAACAUUUAGAAGAAGGAGAAACUCAUUUCUCUCCACAGAGAAAAAAAAAAAUCCAUGGCUUCUACUUUGCGAUUCUCUGUCACCUUCCUCACCCUCCUCUUCUCUCUGUGGGUCGUGGAGGUACACACGUCAAGAAAGCUGAUAUCAAUCAAGGAAGAAGAAGAUCAAACUAUAAGUCAUUUGCUCAAAGAUGGUGAAUUCGAUGAUCCUUCAUUGUACAUGUUCUUCAGAAUCAAUGAUCUCAAAUAUGAUCUCAAAUCAGGAAGCAAAUUACCCAUUUUCUUCAACAAAGACGAUCCUCAAAAACUUCCUCCACUUAUCACAAGACAAGAAGCUGAUCUCAUCCCUUUCACUACUUCAAAGCUUGACUUCCUUCUCAGCCACUUCUCUAUCUCCAAAGACUCUCCUCAAGGGAAAGCCAUGAAGGAGACAUUGGAACGUUGUAAUUACAAACCUAUGGAAGGACAACUUAAGUUUUGUGGGACUUCUUUAGAGUCAAUGCUUGAUCUUGUGAAGGAAACAAUAGGGUCUAAUGCUGAUCUCAAGGUCAUGACGACUAAAGUAACGGUACCGACCCAAAACACAGUAAGCUACGCUUUGCAUAACUAUACAUUCGUGGAGGCUCCUAAGGAGCUUUUUGGGGUGAAGAUGUUGGGAUGUCACAGAAUGCCAUACCCUUAUGCUGUUUACUAUUGCCAUGGUCACAAAAGUGGAAGCAGAGUCUUUGAGGUUAAUCUUGUGUCAGACAAUGGGAGACAGCGAGUCGUUGGACCAGCUGUCUGCCACAUGGACACGUCUAUGUGGAACACUGAUCAUGUAGCUUUUAAGGUGUUGAAGAUCGAACCAGGAACCGCACCGGUUUGCCACUUCUUCCCUCUUGAUAACAUUGUGUGGUUGACAAAGUAGAUUAAGAAGCUUAGCUUUAUAUAUAAUGUGAGUCUGUGUCUUGGAAUAACUAUGGUUUGAAAGGGAGAAAAAGACACUCUUGUAUGCUUUGGUAUCGCCUCUUGUGUGUGACUUGCAGCUUCUAACUUGAAAAUACUACUACAAUGUAACAUAUAUCUCAUGUCCUGAUAUAAUACUAUAAGUAU